Molecule: messenger RNA, 2189 nt
Organism: Tupaia belangeri chinensis (Chinese tree shrew)
Lineage: Eukaryota; Metazoa; Chordata; Mammalia; Scandentia; Tupaiidae
Gene: PSMC2
Product: proteasome 26S subunit, ATPase 2
Exons: 12
Coding region: 71-1372 (433 amino acids)
Molecular function (GO): ATP binding; ATP hydrolysis activity
Source: RefSeq, a predicted model, not a curated record
AAGGCACCACCGGAAGCGAAGAACGUGCUGUGUAAUCUCUGAAAAAUUGAAGUACUUGGUUCUCCCAAAAAUGCCGGAUUACCUGGGUGCAGAUCAGCGGAAAACCAAAGAGGAUGAGAAAGACGACAAGCCCAUCCGAGCUCUGGAUGAGGGAGAUAUUGCCCUGCUGAAAACUUAUGGUCAGAGCACUUACUCCAGGCAGAUCAAGCAGGUUGAAGAUGACAUUCAGCAGCUGCUCAAGAAAAUUAAUGAGCUCACUGGUAUUAAAGAAUCUGAUACUGGCCUAGCCCCACCAGCACUCUGGGAUUUGGCUGCAGAUAAGCAAACGCUUCAGAGUGAACAGCCUUUACAGGUUGCAAGAUGUACGAAGAUAAUCAAUGCUGAUUCAGAGGACCCAAAAUACAUUAUCAAUGUGAAGCAGUUUGCCAAGUUUGUGGUGGACCUCAGUGAUCAGGUGGCACCUACUGACAUUGAAGAAGGGAUGAGAGUUGGUGUGGACAGAAAUAAAUAUCAAAUUCACAUUCCACUGCCUCCUAAGAUUGACCCAACAGUUACCAUGAUGCAGGUGGAGGAAAAACCUGACGUCACAUACAGUGAUGUCGGUGGCUGUAAGGAGCAGAUUGAGAAAUUACGAGAAGUAGUUGAAACUCCACUACUUCAUCCAGAGAGAUUUGUGAACCUUGGCAUUGAGCCUCCCAAGGGUGUGCUGCUCUUUGGUCCACCGGGUACGGGAAAGACACUCUGUGCUCGGGCAGUUGCUAAUAGGACUGACGCGUGCUUCAUUCGAGUUAUCGGAUCCGAACUUGUACAGAAAUACGUCGGUGAGGGAGCACGAAUGGUCCGUGAACUCUUUGAAAUGGCCAGAACAAAAAAAGCCUGCCUUAUCUUCUUUGAUGAAAUUGAUGCUAUUGGAGGGGCUCGCUUUGAUGAUGGUGCUGGAGGGGACAAUGAAGUGCAGAGAACAAUGUUGGAACUGAUCAAUCAGUUGGAUGGUUUUGAUCCUCGAGGCAAUAUUAAAGUGCUGAUGGCCACUAACAGACCUGAUACUUUGGAUCCAGCAUUGAUGAGGCCAGGGAGAUUGGAUAGAAAGAUUGAAUUUAGCUUGCCUGAUCUAGAAGGUCGGACUCACAUCUUUAAGAUUCAUGCUCGUUCAAUGAGUGUUGAAAGAGAUAUCAGAUUUGAAUUGUUAGCACGACUGUGUCCAAAUAGCACUGGUGCUGAGAUACGAAGCGUCUGCACAGAAGCUGGUAUGUUUGCAAUUAGAGCACGGCGAAAAAUUGCUACUGAGAAGGACUUCUUGGAAGCUGUAAAUAAGGUCAUUAAGUCUUAUGCCAAAUUCAGUGCCACGCCUCGCUAUAUGACAUACAACUGAGUCCAGAAGGCUUUGAAAUGAAAGUACUUCUUUUGGAAUCCUAACCUUAUCUUGACUUGUUAAUAACCACUUUAGACAUAAAAUAAAUAGCUUCAAAUUGUAUGUUUUCCAGAUCUCUUUACUCUGUAGUAUAGAUAAAGAUGAUAUCUAAUGUUAUUAGACAGAAAAGCUUGUUUGAGUGUUUAACUGUUUUUUGAUUCACUACCAUUUAGGGAUUGUGUAGCAUAUAAAGUACAUGCUUACACUAUGAAUGUUUUAGGGAUGUGCUAGCUGGGUGCUAUGCGUGUAUUAUCUCAUUGUAUCCGCCUAGCCACCCAGUGAGGGGGAUCAAUGGAUCUUGAUCCAAUGGAUGCUAAAACUUUCCACCUAAUUUACUUGUAGUGGCAGAACUGGGUUUCAGGUUGAAGUUCUAUAUUUCCAUUAUCUAUAGCCCUAUUGUGCUCUUCUCAUCAGAAGCACAUCUAGGUAUAAGACCAUAUGCAUUACAAUAGUUUUUCCUGCCAUGAUGUUGAAUAACAAAGCUUUGGCUGCACCCUUGUUUAAGUAGAAGUGGAAGAAAUAUUUGAUGUAAUAAGUUUUGCUAUGCUUUUUUAACUGAUUUCAAAUCAGUCAAGACAAAUUGGAGAUUUUAGUGAAUGGUGAAAUGAUGCAGGUAAAGCAGAAAAAAAUUAAUUUAGAGGAUCCAGAAUUGGCUUCAUACAGAGAAGUAAUUAUUUUCAUUUUAUAAAUUAGUGGUUUAAAAUUUUGGUAAUACUCCUAUUAGACUUAUGUUUUACAGUAAGAUAUUUUUAAAAUAAAGUUUGUUUUAGAAUCCUCA